AAGGCCUGCCCCUCUCUCUAGGUCGCUCUCUCUCUCUCUUUCCAUGCGCUCUAUUCUUUACUCUUUUGCUUUCCAGUUGCUUAGCUGUUAGCCUUGUAGCAGGAAGCAUACUAGUAUAAAGACACUCAGCAGGCAAAUCAGACACCACCACCACCAACACUACCCCCUUGCUAAAGAAAAAGCCCCAGAUGCUGUCUCCGUUACCACAGAAAAAAACUCUCCUCCCCUCCUCCCACCUCUCUCUUGGGAUCCUUAAAGAGCUCUACAACUUGUAGCGAGUCUCUUCCCUCUCCUUGUUUCUACUCUUCAUUUUGAUGGAGCAGUGAAGUGGGAUUUAGGGAACUGUGUUAUGUGGUGGAAGAAGUCAUAAGGAUUGUUUUGUGUUUCUUCCUUUGCGAAGUUGUAUUUUUUUCUUUUUUCUUUUUUUUUUUUGGGUGUGUAAAUGGGUGGUAUUAAUUGGGUGCAUUUAUGGGGGCUUACAUGUUUGGGGAUGUUGGUGAUGAGUCUCUGUCAAGAGAAUGCAGCUGUGUACAUUGUGACCAUGAAGAAAGCUCCUGCAUCUCAUUACAAUGGUCAGUUUCAGAAGCUUUGUAGUAGUGCCCUCAGUUAUGGAGCAUCUGGCAAAUUUAACACCUUCAACAAACCCAGGAAAUCUUGUGGGACAGAUAAAAGCUACAGUUCACAUCUGAUUCAUCUCCAAGAUUCUCUAUUGCGAAAGGCUCUGAAAGGGCAAAAUUAUCUUAAACUGUACAGUUAUCAUUAUUUGGUCAAUGGCUUUGCAGUUCUUAUUACUCCAACACAGGCUGACAAACUUGCUAGAAGGAAAGAAGUGUCAAACGUGGUAUUAGAUUUCUCUGUUAGAACAGAUACAACGCACACACCUGAAUUCUUAGGUUUGCCGAAUGGAGCUUGGGUUAAGGAAGGAGGACCUGAGGUUGCUGGAGAGGGAGUGGUCAUUGGUUUCAUUGACACAGGGAUUGAUCCAACACACCCCAGCUUCUCUGAUGAUCUUUCUCUCAAUCAGUAUCCUAUUCCUGCACAUUAUUCAGGUGUUUGUGAAGUAACACAGGACUUCCCUUCUGGGUCUUGCAACAGAAAACUUGUAGGAGCACGACAUUUUGCAGCUUCUGCCAUAACUAGAGGAAUUUUUAACAAUUCUCAGGAUCAUGCUUCCCCAUUUGAUGGUGAUGGCCAUGGGACGCAUACUGCAUCCAUCGCUGCUGGUAAUCAUGGGAUUCCAGUUGUUGUUUCUAAUCAUCAAUUUGGGAAUGCAAGUGGCAUGGCUCCUCGCGCACACAUUGCAGUUUAUAAGGCUCUGUACAAAAGUUUUGGGGGCUUUGCAGCUGAUGUUGUUGCUGCAAUAGACCAGGCAGCUGAAGAUGGUGUUGAUAUAAUAAGUUUGUCUAUCACCCCCAACAGACGACCGUCUGGGUUGGCAACAUUCUUCAAUCCUAUAGAUAUGUCUUUGCUUUCUGCUAUAAAAGCUGGAAUAUUUGUUGUCCAAGCAGCAGGCAACACUGGGCCUGCACCUAAGAGCAUGUCUUCCUUCAGUCCGUGGAUAUUUACAGUAGGUGCUGCCACUCAUGAUAGGAUUUACAACAAUUAUAUCGUAUUGGGAGACAAUCUUACUAUUUCAGGGGCUGGGCUUGCUCCUGGAACAGAUGGUGACUCAAUGUACACACUGGUUUCCGCAAUGCAUGCUCUGAAGAAUGAUUCAACAGAUGCGAAUGGCAUGUAUUUGGGAGAAUGCCAGGACCCAAGUUAUCUUAAUCAAGAUUUAGUUAAAGGAAACAUCUUAGUGUGUAGCUACUCAAUUCGAUUUGUGCUGGGGCUUUCUUCCAUCAGCCAAGCCAUAGAAACAGCAACGAAUGUCAGUGCAGCUGGCAUUAUAUUCUACAUGGAUCCUUUUGUGCUUGGAUUUCAGAUUAACCCGACUCCUAUGAGCAUACCAGGCUUAAUAAUACCAUCUCCUGACGACUCAAAGGUUUUCCUCCAAUACUACAAUAACACACUCGUAAGGGACACCACUACAAAAUCAAUAAUCAAGUUUGGUGGUCUUGCAAAAAUUUUAGGUGGCCUAACAGCUAACUACAGCAAUUUGGCACCAAAAGUAAUGUAUUAUUCUUCUCGAGGACCGGAUCCAGAGGACAAUUCACUAACUGAUGCUGACAUAAUGAAGCCCAAUGUAAUUGCACCUGGAAAUCUCAUAUGGGGCGCUUGGAGUUCUGAGGGUGCUGACUCUGCUGAAUUUCAAGUAUACCUGACAGGUGAGAAAUUUGCUAUGAUCUCUGGUACAAGCAUGGCAGCUCCUCAUGUUGCUGGACUUGCUGCACUUAUCAAGCAAAAGUUUCCUACUUUUAGUCCUUCAGCCAUUGCUUCUGCGCUAUCGACAACUGCUACACUGUAUGACAAACUAGGUGGUCCGAUCAUGGCUCAACGUUCUUACAGCAAUCCCGACUCCACCCAAUCACCAGCAACACCAUUUGACAUGGGCAGUGGUUUUGUUAAUGCAACCGCAGCAUUGGACCCUGGACUCAUCUUCGACACUGGUUAUGAUGAUUUCUUUUCCUUUCUCUGUGGAAUCAAUGGAUCUAGUCCUGUAGUUCUGAAUUACACUAGCAAUAACUGUGGCAACACUACCAUGAACGGCGCAAACCUAAACUUACCUUCCAUUACUGUUGCGCUGCUUAACCAGUCAAGAACCAUUCUAAGAACAGUCGCCAACAUUGGGAGCAAUGAGACUUUUAGUGUCAGUUGGAGUGCUCCAUAUGGUGUUGCCCUUUCUGUGAUACCUACAAAAUUUUCCAUCUUGAUUGGCCAGAAACAAAACCUCACUUUUAAUCUAAAUGCGACGAUGAACAGCUCAGCAGCAAGUUUUGGGAGAAUUGGACUCUAUGGAAACCAAGGCCAUGUUGCCAUGAUUCCCUUAUCAGUUAUUACAAAGGUUAUCUACAAUGGCACCAUAAGCUGAGAAACAUUUUGACAGUUAUUUUGCUUCAAGAGCAGAACUGAUCUGAUUUUUGUUUGUUUUACUGUGUAAAUGUCGAUGAAUCCGGAUGUAACUAGAGUAGAAAUUGACCAAUAAUUCUGUAACAUAAUGUUUUUUUUUC
Molecule: messenger RNA, 3110 nt
Organism: Dioscorea cayenensis subsp. rotundata (Guinea yam)
Lineage: Eukaryota; Viridiplantae; Streptophyta; Magnoliopsida; Dioscoreales; Dioscoreaceae
Product: subtilisin-like protease SBT2.3
Exons: 10
Coding region: 443-2971 (842 amino acids)
Biological process (GO): proteolysis
Molecular function (GO): serine-type endopeptidase activity
Source: RefSeq, a predicted model, not a curated record